Glarea lozoyensis ATCC 20868 is the source of this 1065-nucleotide messenger RNA. RefSeq lists its product as uncharacterized. Bases 1 to 1065 code for a protein of 354 amino acids. The record is from RefSeq and is a predicted model, not a curated record. The transcript is spliced from 3 exons. NCBI's taxonomy places the organism in Eukaryota, Fungi, Ascomycota, Leotiomycetes, Helotiales, Helotiaceae.
AUGUCGAUACAACCAGACGCGCGCGACCGCGCAGAUCCAGACGAUUUCAAAGGCUACCUCGACUUCGAUGGCAAAGAAGGGCAAGGCCUUUACUCCUACUGGAAUCUUGACACCAUCGAACACACCUUUGCUAUCUUCCGCAAUUUCAAAACCGCAGAUGGAAAAGUCGCACACGCUCCUAUCACUAUACCCAACCAGGAUCAAGCCGACCAGCUAUACAGGAAACUCAAAUCCAUCAUCGUCGAUGCGUGCAAGAAUCAGAAGUUCCGCGGCGGUGCGUUUGCUGAGAAGGUAAAGGAAACUUCAGCACUCAACGAUAUCAUUCAGUUCAUAUUUUGGUCCCCCGUCAUGACAAAGGAACAUCGAUACUUCUUCAGGCAGAGUAUCUUGGCAAUUUUUACACAAACAGUAUCGAGGCUCAAGGAUACGGUUAUGUUGGGGCGAGACGGAUUUGAUGAUGAAUAUCUCAAGGAUUAUGAUGAUACACUGAACGAGAUUAAGGAGUUCUUCCAGAAGGAGAAGGAUAACCCGACGCCCAUUCCGACCGAUAUAUCAGUGAAAUGGUUGGAGGAGUUCGGGGAGAAUUUCACAAGGGACUACAAGCUUGCACUAGACUUGAAUGAGAAGGGUGAGGAUGGUGCGCCAUUUGCUACUGCUGUUCCUAUUAGGGAUGAAAAUGGGUUGACAAUUAAAGGUUGGGAUGUCGAUAUCAGAGAAUUGUACCCCGUUCGAUUUGACCCCAGAAAGAGAGCCAGCUACUUGAGCACAAAUAACAGCAUCAAUAUGGGCGCCCCGUCUGGAUUUGAUGGCAAUAAAUUAGGGUGGCAAACUACAAGCAAGCCAAGAGCGCCUUCUUUUAUCAGCAAGCCAGUGAAGUUUGGCCCGAAGUUUCCCGACGUUAAUAAUACCCCGAGCCUACACCCCCCAAGUCCGGAAGUAGAAAAUGGCAUCGGGUGGCAAUCUGUGUUGGGUGAUGGUCCUGAGGACUGUGAGACUUACAACAAGGGUGGAAAGCAGAACAGAUUUGGAGGAAAGGAGAAUCUGCGCAAGAUGUUCGGGAAGUAA